CUCUCUCUCCAUAUCUCUCUUUAUCUGCCCUAAUUACAUUGAUCCCAGCCACACCUCAAUUCACAUCAACCAUCGUCAUGGAUUCUGAAGAAGACGCCUACUACAACAGCUCCGACGAUAUGUCAGAGGGCGCCGCCGAAUACUCGGGCGGCGGCUACGACGACGACGACGUCGACAUCGCGGAGGAGGAGCCUAAUUGCACCAUCACUAAAAAACCCUACACAAUCCUCAACGAAGAAAAACUCACACACCUCCAAGAAAGCGACAUCUCAGAAGUCUCCAACCUCCUCGCCGUCACGCGCGGCGUCGCCUGCAUGCUCCUCAUCCGCAAAAAGUGGCGCGUCGAAUCCGUUCUCGAAGAAUGGUUUGCCGACGAGGACAAGGUACGCAAAUCCGUCGGCAUAUCCACAAACAAAAAAAAGCGACGGAAUCCGCGUGCAAAAAAGCACUACUGCAAGAUCUGCAUGGAAACCGUCGCCCUCGGCCGCACGGUGUCGGCCCCGUGCGGCCACCCCUUCUGCUCGGGGUGCUGGGCCGGCUACGUAUCCGCCGCUGUCAGCGAUGGCGCCACUUGCCUGGCCCUUCGCUGCCCCGAGCCGAAGUGUGCGGCCGUGGCCGGCCUCGAUAUCGUCGAGGCCAUGGCGAAUGAGGAUGCCGGGGCGAGGAAACUUUAUCGUCGGUGUUUGUUACGAUCCUACGUCGAAUCCAGCCGGACCCGAAAGUGGUGCCCCGGGCCCGGUUGCGAUUUAGCGACGGAAUUCGACGUUUUCGGAGGAGGAGGAGGAGAGGAGACAAGCUACGACGUGACGUGCGACUGCGGCUUCAAGUUCUGCUGGCGGUGCGGGGAGGAUCACCGGCCCGUCGCCUGCGCGACGGUGGCGAGGUGGGCGGAGAAGAACGUGUCGGAUGAGAACAACGCUGGGUGGAUCAUCGCCAACACCAAAACCUGCCCCGGAUGCCUCAAACCCAUCGAGAAAAAUCAAGGAUGCAAUCACAUGACUUGCAAAUGCGGCCAAGAAUUCUGCUGGACAUGUAUGCAGAAGUGGAAAAGCCACAGCCACGUCUGCAACCAAUACUUCAGAGAGAAAGAAACCGCCAUUGAAGCCAGCUUACACGAGGUGAGGUCAGAGCUCGAUAGGUACACCUUCUACUACGAAAGGUGGGCCUCGAAUGACAAGUCGAAGGAGAUUGCGCGGGCGGACGCGGCCAAGGCGAGGCGCGAGCACCUGCCGGAGCUGGCGAAGGCGCAGGGGGUGCCGGAGACGGCGCUGGAGUUCGUGCCGGAGGCGUGGGAGCAGAUCGUGGAGUGCCGGAGCGUGCUAAAGUGGAGCUACGUGUACGGCUACUACGUGGAGGCGGAGAAGAAGGGGAUUUUCGAGUGUCUGCAGGGGAAGGCGGAGGAGUCGCUGGAGGGGCUCCACCACUGCGCCGAGAAGGAGGCGGCGGGGUUCAUGGGCCCCGACGCCGGGUCGUGGAGGGAGUUUGACAAGUUCAAGAUGAAGCUCCUAAAUCUAACUAGGGUUACUAAGAAGUUUUUUGAGAAUUUGGUUAGGGCUUUGGAGAAUGGUCUUGCGGAAGUUGAGGUUGCUUAAGCCCUAUUCAUCCAAGUAUAUUAGAUGUAUAUUAG
This is a messenger RNA of Salvia miltiorrhiza (redroot sage), 1627 nucleotides long. RefSeq names its product probable E3 ubiquitin-protein ligase ARI5. The coding region runs from base 78 to 1592 and encodes 504 amino acids. Gene Ontology annotation, cellular component: cytoplasm; ubiquitin ligase complex. The record is from RefSeq and is a predicted model, not a curated record. Gene Ontology annotation, biological process: positive regulation of proteasomal ubiquitin-dependent protein catabolic process; protein polyubiquitination; ubiquitin-dependent protein catabolic process. Gene Ontology annotation, molecular function: ubiquitin conjugating enzyme binding; zinc ion binding; ubiquitin protein ligase activity. NCBI's taxonomy places the organism in Eukaryota, Viridiplantae, Streptophyta, Magnoliopsida, Lamiales, Lamiaceae. The transcript has a single exon.